AGAGGUUUAAUUAAUUCAGGGUGGAUUGAAGGGAUGUUACCGCCGAGGCUCCAGAGCUGCUGCUGCUGCUGUCGUGCUGCAUGAAGUGAUCGUCUGAGCGGAGAGGACGACUCGGCUGCCGCUGGGAAUCAAACACCCGACGGACCGCGACUCCACAUCCUGGAGCUCACUGGCUCACUCAGACUGGCUGAACAGGGAUGUUACAAGGACUCUCGUACGAGCAGCGAUGCACAGAGGUCAGCAAAGAAGAAACCUUCCAACCUCCGAGUCAUGAGGAGUCCUUCGUUAUAACUCAGAUAUAUAUACAUAUAUCAAUAUUUGGAAUAUUUGGAUCACCUCAGUAAUAUUCAGCACCUGAGCUGGGACCUGUUUUCUUCCUCCACCUCUUCUCACGGGGGCCUCGUUUGUUUUCAACUCGAGGCCGAGAUGUCGUCCCACAGCCUCUUGGCCUCAGUCCCAUUACACAGCUUGACCCAGGGAUAACCCACAGUUCCCCCAGCAGCACCCGAGGCCCGACACAGAGCCCUGCAGAGCCCCUGGCUUCAGGCAGCAUGGGAGACGGGAGCUGGGUGUGUCUGAGCCCAGCGGAGUUCAACCAGCUGCAGCAGUACAGCGAGUACUCAAGCAAGAAGCUGAAGGACGUUCUGGACGAGUUCCACGGGGACGGAGUUCUUUCCAAAUACAACCCAGAGCACAAGCAAGACGUUCUCAGCCAACCCAUCGACUAUGAAGGCUUCCAGCUCUUCAUGGCCACUUACCUGGAGAACGACAUCCCCGAGGAGCUGUGUCAGCACCUCUUCACCUCCUUCAAGAGCAAGACGGGAGGCUGCUCCCCCGAUCCCACUCGAGCCGGGACCAGCUUACUGGUGGCUCGUUCCAUCGACGCAGGCAUCUCUCUUCACACCGAAGUGGCCUGUGCCCCCAUCACAGGUAUGAACGGGAAAAGCAUCCUGUGCGCGAUGGGCCGCUGCACGCCCGAUCACUCCGGCCUGAUGAGCACAACCGGCUCGGGAGCCACCACCUCCCCGUGUUCAUCCCGCUCCUCCUCGCAGCGUUCAGGGACAGGGGGCCACACGUCCGGGGGCCACACGCCCAGCGGCCCCCAACGAUCGCCCUGCGGCCAUGUCAAGACCUCAGAGGGCUGCAGCAGCAACGUCCUGACCCCCAACGCUGGACCCGCCAGGUCGCCAGUGUCCCCCAAACUUUCACCAGAGAGGAGCCACUCUGAGAAGCACUUCUCUCUGCGGAGGAGCCCCUCGCCCCAGACCGGCUCUGUCGCCCUGCCGUCGCCCCAGGUGGUCUUUCUCAAGGACAUCGUCUGCUACCUGUCCCUGCUGGAGAGGGGGACGCCGGAGGACAAGCUGGAGUUCAUGUUCCGGCUGUACGACACAGACGGCAACGGGGUCCUGGACAGCUCGGAGUUGGAUCGCAUCAUCAAUCAGAUGGUGCAUGUGGCCGAAUAUCUGGAGUGGGAUUCUACGGAGCUGCGACCGAUUCUGAAGGAGAUGAUGGAAGAAAUCGACUACGACCGAGACGGGACAGUGACGCUGGAGGAGUGGAUCAGAGGAGGCCUCACAACCAUCCCUCUACUGGUCCUGCUGGGCAUGGAUACGAACGUGCAGGAGGACGGGCAGCACGUCUGGCGUCUGAAGCACUUCAACAAACCGGCGUACUGUAACUACUGCCACACCAUGCUGCUCGGGGUCCGCAAGCAGGGCCUCUGCUGCUCCUUAUGCAAGUACACGGUGCACGAACGCUGCGUGUCCAAAGACAUCGCCGCCUGCAUCAGCACCUACGCCAAGUCUCGCAGAAACACCAACGCUAUGCAGCACGUGUGGAUGGAGGGAAACUCUCCCACAAAGUGCGACCGCUGUCACAGGAGCAUCAAGUGUUACCAGGGCCUGACGGGCCUGCACUGCGUCUGGUGUCAGAUCACUCUCCACAAUAAGUGUGCGUCUAAUGUGAAGCCCGAGUGUGAUGGAGGAGGCCUGAGGGACCACACGCUGCUGCCCUCGUACAUCUGCCCGGUCGUCUUGGAUCGUCACUCUGUGGUGAAGCGUGGCGAGGGGGAGUCUCCGCCCAGCACCAGCCCCGACGACACCAACCAGACGUUCAAAUUCUCCCCCGGCGACGGACAAGCGCUGCAGGUCACUCCUCUCCCAGGUACUCACCCGCUCCUCGUCCUCGUCAACCCCAAGAGCGGAGGGAGGCAGGGGGAGCGGGUGCUGAGGAAGUUCAGGUACCUGCUGAACCCCCGGCAGGUUUACAGUCUGGAGCGAGAGGGCCCGAUGGUCGGGCUGAACUUUUUCCACGAUGUCCCUGAUUUCCGGGUGCUGGCUUGUGGAGGCGACGGCACCGUGGGCUGGAUCCUCGACUGCAUAGACAAAGCCAACUUUGCCAGGCACCCUCCGGUGGCCAUCCUCCCUCUGGGCACCGGGAACGACCUGGCUCGCUGCUUACGUUGGGGAGGAGGUUACGAAGGCGGCAGUUUGCUGAAGUUCCUGCGGGACAUCGAACACAGCACAGAUAUGGUGCUGGACCGCUGGAACAUCGAUAUCGUCCCCGACGACAAGGAGGAGAAGGGAGACCCCGUCCCCUACAGCAUCGUCAACAACUACUUCUCUAUCGGCGUGGACGCCUCCAUCGCUCAUCGCUUUCAUCUGAUGCGGGAAAAGCACCCGGAGAAGUUCAACAGCAGAAUGAAGAACAAGCUGUGGUACUUUGAGUUUGGCACCACUGAGACCAUCUCUGCCACCUGCAAGAAGCUGAACGAGUGCAUAGAAGUGGAGUGCGACGGGAUCAUCCUGGACCUCAGCAACACCUCCUUAGAGGGCAUCGGCGUGCUCAACAUUCCCAGCAUGCACGGCGGCUCCAACCUGUGGGGCGAGACGAAGAAGAGGAGGCACUACAACCGCAUGAGCAAGAAGGUUCCUGAGCGGAUGCCGUCCAGCACCGUCACAGACGCCAAGGAGCUGAAGUUUUGCAUGCAAGACUUCAGCGACCAGCUGCUGGAGGUGGUCGGCCUGGAGGGGGCGAUCGAGAUGGGACAGAUCUACACGGGCCUGAAGAGCGCCGGACGCAGACUGGCUCAGUGUGCCAGCGUCACCAUCAGGACGUCCCGGCGGCUGCCCAUGCAGAUUGAUGGCGAGCCCUGGAUGCAGCCCCCCUGCACGAUCAGGAUCACACACAAGAACCAGGUCCCCAUUUUACUGGGCCCGCCGCAGAAGACGCCGUUCUUCUUCUUCAAGAAACGCCGCGACUAGGACCCGUGCAUGCACGCGCCAGAAACACACACAUUUUACAAAACAUAUGCACACACACACACACACACACACACACACACACACACACACACACACACACACACACACACACACACACACACACACACACACACACACACACACACAUCAGACGACUGGUUGGGAAUUCAAAUUACAGGAAGCGGAGCGUUCCGAAAGUCUGGAUGCCAACAGACAACUUGCAGUGACGGCACCUGAAAUGAAAAGACUCCAUACACGGCACCGACCUAUUCCUGUGUAACCAUCAUCCAGACAUGGAUUCAAGCCCCCCCCCCCUGCCCAGAAAUUAGCCAUACACCAGUUCUGCACUGCCUGUCGGACACAACCUUGGCCAGAGCGACCGGUGAGGAGCAGCAGGUCGUACGAUGAGCUCCUGAAACACUACGAGGAGACAGAGAGAUGUAAUGAGAGCAGACGUGGAUGUUUACAAGGCCGGCGAGUAAAUAGAGUGAGAGCCCGGCUCUCGGUUCAAAACACCUGUAUGAAUAAUGAAAGAGUGGUUUCUUGUAAGAGCGCUCGCACCAGGGACUGACGACAGGGUACAGCCGAGCGGAGGAGAGGGAGGCCUCAUCCAUUAUUGACUCAUUUUGUUUGUGGGUUGACGGUACUGGGGCGUAACAGUGGCCUGGAAACAUAUAGGGAUGAUUUUAUCCCCUUGGCGUCACUGGCCUACAAAAUAAAACACCCUUUAAACAAUAUUCACAGACUCUGCAGAUGAUCUGGAUUCCGGAGGAAGCGCCGGUCCAGUUAUCGCUUCAUAAAUUGACCCGGGUGGAGAUUGAAAGUAGAGAUUGGAGCUCGUCCUCGAACUCAUUUUGUCCUGCGAGGUUGUCGCUGCGCUCAAACGCAAACCGUCCACGGCGAAUUGAGCAGGACGCUUCCAGUGGGUCAGGGAUUGAAAUAAAUCCCAUCAAGGGUACACGAGCAGGGCCCCCGCGGUUUUUAUUUACGGCAGCACUGACAGGGGGAACUAAAUUUAUCCCUCUCCUCCAGUGAAACCCAACGCCUAAUUACCGUGUCAGACACCGAGUCACAAUGUCAAGUGUGCUGUCACAGUGCAAAUCCCAGAGCCUGCCCCUGCUGGAGGGUGGCGGGCGGCUUUAACGCCAUCACCAUUUCUUCAUCUGCCAAAUAAAGACGAGACGUCACCGAGGGAAACGGACCAAAACGGGAGGAAUCGUGGUUUCAUCGCAGAAGGUGGAAGACACUGUUGAGUUCAGUGUUUUAUAAAGAAUGUGUCCAUGUCCUUACAAACAUGAGUGUAUUCCGCGGUAUGUGCAGACAGAGGUUAUGUAUAUUUCUGGGAAGUAGAUGUAGCUCAAAUAUUCUGUACACACAGUUGUGUAUAUCAUUGUUGUUAACGUGGAUCUUUUAGAUUAGAGGGGUUCAGGUCCGUCAGGGACGCUCACGUCUGAAGACAGUUUUCCACGUUGUCUCGUUUGCAUCAGAUUAGAUUUGAAUCAACGAGGUCGUCUUCUCCUCUGUGUGGUUUUUCAUGGUUUCUGGGAAAAAUUAAAAAACAACAAAAUAAUCUCAAGUCAGGGUCCAAUCACAAGCUUUUAAUGACAACAUGUGAUCUGCAUCAGCAACUCGUCAAGUUUGAACUAAUUGAUUUUUAAAUGAUAAAUAGUUGCAAAUAGUCUCAAACAUCCAGUAUGUCAGUUUGUUUUUGCAAGUUAUGACUUAAAGUUAGAUCAUAAAACUUGAGUUGACAUUAUUGAUGCUGUGUGGAGCCGCAAAUGGUUAAAAUGAAUAUAUCUGAUCCAUAAAUCUACUACAUUUAUUAUAGAACUGUAGAAUUCCCCAUUGAGUACAUUACAUGUCUUGAUAACAGUUAUAUAUAAAUAAAUAAACAUAUCAGUGCAAACACCCAGUAUCAGUUAAUUGGUUUUUUUUGUAAACUAUAAAAAAAACAAGACAUCAAUUUUAUUUCUAGAACUUAAGUUGACUGAAGACAUGUUGAAAUUCAGAAAAUCUACAUUUCAUGUGAGUCGGACGUUUGUGGAAAACUGUCGCCCUGCUUGGAUCAUAUGUAUUAAUGUGGCAGGGCAGAGUGAGACGGGGUGAGACGGGUGAGACAGGGUGAGACGGGGUGAGACAGGUGAGACGGGGUGAGACGGGUGAGACAGGUGAGACGGGGUGAGACGGGUGAGACGCUCUGACGGGACGAACUGAACCUCGCUGAUAUGCAGGGUCGGGCUGCGAUGCCUUUACACCCUGACUCCCUUUAAAUCCCACUGAGUGGACCCUCUCUCUCCCAGGCUCCAUGGAAACACACAGCUCGUCCCCACACGGGAUGGAGUUCAGGUUAGAUGAAGCCAUUCAACACAAGUGGCAUUAAUUUAAAUCUACUGAAACACUGUGGGAACAUCCUCCUCCUCCUUUACCGACGGAGCCUGGGCGUCCAGAGGCCCCGGUGGUGACAGAGUGCAUGUUUACAGUAGCUCUACAUUUACCGAACGAAUGGUUUUAGACAGUUCUAUAUUACCGAUGUGUAUAUAUUUGUUUAUAAUAUUUUAUCUGAAGUUAACUUACAUCACCGCAUGCCUGCUGAAACAAAAGGAGAGUGAACAAACGGAGAGUGUGGAUCUGAUUAUUCUGAAAACUAUUCUGAAACUUAAAAAUUCACCGUAUCUGAUGUGUUUCCUUGUGAUUUUCAUUCUUUUUACUUUAUUUUGAGGGAUAAAGAAAGUAGAAUUACCACAUGAA
Messenger RNA from Hippoglossus stenolepis (Pacific halibut), 6011 nucleotides. It is a transcript of the gene dgkg, whose product is annotated as diacylglycerol kinase beta. The transcript is spliced from 27 exons. Gene Ontology annotation, biological process: diacylglycerol metabolic process; intracellular signal transduction; lipid phosphorylation. Gene Ontology annotation, molecular function: calcium ion binding; ATP-dependent diacylglycerol kinase activity. The coding region runs from base 552 to 3263 and encodes 903 amino acids. The record is from RefSeq and is a predicted model, not a curated record. Gene Ontology annotation, cellular component: plasma membrane. NCBI's taxonomy places the organism in Eukaryota, Metazoa, Chordata, Actinopteri, Pleuronectiformes, Pleuronectidae.